AUGGACAUGGUUGGAGAAGGUAACAACUCCCCAUCUACCUAUAUCCCUCCAGUUACUUGGUUAGAAUUAGCAGGUUGCAGUUUAACAAGAUUCCCAAGUUCAUUGGCACACCUUAACCAAAUGUCUUACUUGGACCUGUCAUGCAAUAGAAUCAGUGGGGCUAUUCCAAAGUGGAUAUGGGCGACAUGGAGUAGUAGCCUUGCAUAUUUGAAUCUUUCACACAACAUGCUCAACAGUAUGCAACUUAAUUCAUAUGUUCUCCCUUUUGAUCGGUUGGAAGUUCUUGAUCUCAGCUCCAAUCAGCUUCAGGGGCAGAUUCCUAUGCCAAGCCCCCCUGCAGCUAUCUUACGUUAUUCAAACAACAGUUUCUCUUCAAUUCUUCCAAACUUCACUCUCUAUCUUGGGAAUGAGUUCAGAAUUUCUAAAAACAAUAUUAGUGGGCAUAUACCUAACUCAGUUUGUGAUUCCAGUAUCAGCCUCCUUGACCUAUCAUUUAACUACUUCAGUGGGUGGAUACCACCCUGUCUAAUAGAAGAUGGUUACAUGAGCGCGUUGAUUUUGCGUGAGAAUCAAUUUGAAGGUGUGUUGCCUAACAACAUCAAAGACCAAUGCCAGCUUCUUACAUUAGACUUGAACAACAAUAAGAUUGUAGGGCAGCUUCCAAGGACACUUACCAAGUGUUUGCAGCUGGAGUUCCUUGACUGUGGAAAUAACCACAUGGCUGAUACUUUUCCAUCAUGGCUUGGGAAGCUUCCCGAACUUCGGGUCCUUGUCUUGAGAUCCAACCAAUUCUAUGGCUCGAUGGGUGGUGAUCUUCACAGAGAUUACAAAUAUGGAGAAUACUUCUCUAGCUUGCAGAUUCUUGAUCUUGCCUUGAACAAAUUUUCUGGCAAAUUGAGUCCAAAAUGGUUUGAGGGGUUGAAAUCAAUGAUGGCAGAGUCCAAUACCACAGGUGAAAUUGUCAUAGCUGACAAUGGGACACUGACAUUCUAUCAAGAUACUGUGGCGAUAACAUAUAAAAGCACCUAUAGGUCAUUUGUUAAGAUCCUGACUACUUUGACCGUAAUUGACCUUUCAAAUAAUUCAUUUGAGGGAACCAUUCCUGAAUCACUUGGGAGACUUGUUUCACUACUUGCACUAAACAUGUCAGGCAAUGCCUUCACCGGUGAUAUUCCGCGGGAAUUAGGCAGGAUGAGUCAGCUAGAAGCACUAGACCUGUCCCAGAACCAGCUUUCUGGUGAUAUUCCAGAGGCGCUAACAAAUCUCACCUUUCUUGGUUUCUUGAACUUGUCCAACAACCAGUUGGUGGGAAGGAUACCUCGGUCAGGUCAGUUUUUUGGGACGUUCCAAAACAGUUCAUUUGAAGGGAAUCUGGGUCUGUGUGGACCGCCACUGUCCAACCCAUGCGACAUUGCACCCGCUCCUCGAAGUGUGGCGCAUGGGGAGAAGUCCUCCCAUGUGGACGUCAUCUUGUUUCUCUUUGUCGGGCUGGGCUUUGGCAUUGGAUUUGCAGCUGCCAUCCUGAUGAGAUGGGGUCGGAUCGGCGAAUGGUUUGUGAAAUCUGCAAGAGCUUUGAGGACUUGA
Messenger RNA from Triticum turgidum subsp. durum (durum wheat), 1584 nucleotides. Lineage: Eukaryota; Viridiplantae; Streptophyta; Magnoliopsida; Poales; Poaceae. The record is from the annotation of a GenBank genome assembly.